Rotaria socialis is the source of this 282-nucleotide messenger RNA. NCBI's taxonomy places the organism in Eukaryota, Metazoa, Rotifera, Eurotatoria, Philodinida, Philodinidae. The record is from the annotation of a GenBank genome assembly.
AUGAACACUACAGGUACCCCUGCAACUGCUACUACAACUACAACUACAACUACAACUACAACUGCUACUACAACUACAACUACAACUACAACUACAACUGCUACUACAACUGCUACUACAACUACAACUACAACUGCUACUACAACUACAAGUACAAGUACAAGUACAACUGCAACUAUAACCACUGCUGUGCAGCUAGGUAUAUGUAGUUACUUUGUUUGUAAUAUUCCACUGCAACUAGCUAAAGGUUAUAUUAAUAGAGUCAACCAUCUUAUAUUAUAA